Doryrhamphus excisus (bluestripe pipefish) is the source of this 4732-nucleotide messenger RNA. NCBI's taxonomy places the organism in Eukaryota, Metazoa, Chordata, Actinopteri, Syngnathiformes, Syngnathidae. The record is from RefSeq and is a predicted model, not a curated record.
UCCGUUUAUCAAAACUCUGGCGCGCUGAGGCAAACUGUAAGCAGCGGGUAGCUAUGACUCGAGGCUAGCGGUUGUUCGGAAACAACACGUCGGUUGUUGUUUGUUUUGUUGUAUUGUUGUCACAACAUCGCUAAUCGUACAAAUAUAACGUUAGCGAUGCUGGCUAAUUUAGCGUUUGUAUAGUCGUGGCUUCCUUAUUGCAUACAUAUGCGGAAUCAGCUACUUUUUACAUAAGUCACCAUGAAGAGAACCAAGCUGAAGAUACCGAAGGUGGCAACGGGUGGGCAGAUGCACAUAUCUACUUUCUUUACUUCUCCAAUGAAGACUUUGCCUCCUAAGUCACCACUGACCAGCUCGGUGGUCUGUAAAACUGACACGCACGCCAAAGAUGAUGAUGUCUGCACUACCGGAUCUUACUCUCCUUUAAAGAGGACCAUCCUCCGGGAUCUUGAGAACCUUCUUCCCUCCUCACCAGACCUCCUAAUGGUUCCUGAGACCCCGAGAAGUCAGAUUACACCUUCAUCCCCCAUAAGAGACCACAAAGACCUGAGUCAUGAACCCAGGAGAGAAGGAUCAACAAUGGGGAAACCUGUUCAGGAGUUCCCCAUCUGUCAAAGUGUCACAACCGAAAGGGAUUCAUUGAAAAGACUCUUGAGCCCUUCAGAGGACCUCCAUGAUGCUAAGAGACAAAGAACCGCUAACGCACCGUCACUCAGACCCGAGAAAGACGGCGACAAAAAUGCGUCUGUUUUUACUUCCAUAACAGAGCAGAAGGCGACAAAAGGCAGCAUUGUAACAGCCCACGUACACAUGCCAGGCGAUGACGCUAUUAAUUCUGCAGCACAACAGCAGGUCGUUGACAAAAUACUCGAAUCAGCAGUGGAAGAACCUCAAAAAACAGUCGGGGAUGAGCAUCAAAUGAAAAAAACAUCAGAUGAGAAGCAAAGUGGAGGUGAAACAGGGACCAUGUCGGAAUUUCCUUUGGAAGACGGGUUGGAUGACAGUUGGUUCACAGAGCAGAUGGGGCUGAGUGAAAGUCUUCUGUCCAAGGAAAAACCCCGUAAGUUACCAGAUCAUGUGAUUCUCUGUGGAGGUCCCAACAACCGCUACUGGGUUUUAAAUGUGGAGGAGAAUCCUGGUCAAAAACUCCUUACCAUAACACAUUUCAGAUCGCUGCAUCCCAUUGAGACGUGUCUUCUGAAAGAUGGAUGGGAGAUGAUGCCCAUCAGUUGCGGCGAUGUGGUCCAUCUGGAGGGCCACUGUGAUGCUGGACGCUGGCUGGUGGACAGAGAACAAGGCCUGCUAGUUUUACAUCCUGAUAGUCUUGUUUCAGGCACCAGCAUCUCCAGCUCUAUACGUUGUAUGAGGAGGGCAGUGUUGGGGGAGAUGUUUAAGAGUUUUGAUGGCGGCUCCAAGCAGAUGCUGAACGGCACUAUCGUCCACCAAGUGUUCCAGACAGCAGCCACAGCUAAAGACUUCUCUCUGGAUACUUUAUCCAAAAUGGCUGACAAGGCUCUGCAUAGUGCCCAGCAUCUUGGGGACAUGUACAGUUUGGGUGUCACUCAAGACGAGAUGAAGCAGGAGCUACAUGAUUAUCUGCCCUCACUGGAGCAUUGGGCAAAGGAAUACCUCAACACACCAACGCCAAAGGCCAUCACCCUGAAAAUACCAACUAACAGUGGGGCUGCAGGCAGGUUGCAGGAUUCUGCCACCGCUACCAUUACAGAGCUGGUAGACAUCGAAGAGAAUGUGUGGUCACCGCGAUUCGGUUUGAAAGGAAAGAUUGAUCUGACGGCACAGGUUCGAAUCCAAAGAGCAAGGAACGUCAGCUCCAAAUCCUCUGAAAUGAAGACUAUUCCCUUGGAGCUGAAAACUGGAAAGGAGUCCAACUCCAUAGAACAUCGCAGUCAGGUGAUUCUAUACACCCUGAUGACCUUGCAUAGAUACAGUCCUCCAGCUGGAUUUUUGCUUUACCUGAAGACAGCAAACCUAUAUCCUGUUGUGGCCAGCCACAUGGACCACAGAGAGUUGCUGAAGCUGAGGAACACCAUGGUUCAUUAUGUCCAAAACCGCGUGCAGAAAGGAGUGGAGAGAAGUCGCCUUACCAGACUUCCGGACAUGGUGACAGACAAAAAGACAUGUAAUUAUUGCCCCCAAAGGAGAAACUGCGCACUAUAUGAAAGAGUGUUGGAAGAUGCCUCCACAGACGUCAGUGAUGACUUUCUGCAGCAGGAGACAAGUCACUUAACUGCCACGCAUUUAAAUUAUUUUGCCCACUGGUUGCUGCUAUGUAAUCUUGAGGCCGUCAGCAUGGAGGCCAAAAAUGGCCGGAAACGGUUGUGGCUCCAGACGCCCGAGGAGAGCGAGAAGAAUGGGACUUGUGUCGGGAACCUUCAGCUGAGUGGCCAUGUGAGCGUCCAGUCAGAGGGAGUUUUCCUUCAUCGUUUCCAGCAAGCUAACAAGACGUGCAGUACAAGCAGCUGCGGCCUAUCCAGUGGGGAUCGUGUUGUCCUCAGCGACCAGGGUGGUCGUUUUAUUGCUCUAGCAACAGGCUACUUGUGUGACGUUAGCACGACAUUGAUCACUUGCACCCUGGACAGAGACGUGUCUAAGCUCAGCAAUGAGGUGUUUCGUCUUGAUGCAGAUGAUGGCGUCGUGGGCCUCAGCACUCACCUCACCAAUCUCUCUAGACUGAUGGAGAGCAGCCAAGACAGUAAUCGUUUGAGGGAGUUGGUUGUGGAUCAUCGUAUUCCGGAGUUUAUAUCCAAUCUCAGUUCAGUUCUGCCCAGAGAGGCAAAGGACACUGUGGCAAACAUACUUAAAGGUCUCAACAAGCCCCAAAAGCAGGCCAUGAAGAAAGUGUUGUUAUCAAAAGACUACACACUGAUAGUUGGCAUGCCGGGUACAGGCAAAACCACCACCAUCUGCAGCCUGGUUCGCAUUCUUCAUGCAUGUGGUUUCAGUAUGUUGCUGACCAGCUACACACACUCUGCAGUGGACAACAUCCUGUUGAAGCUCAAACGCUUCAAAGUUGGCUUCCUGCGUCUUGGGCAAGGACAAAAGGUCCACCCAGACAUCCUGCCAUACACAGAGGAAAGUAUCCGGAAGAAAGGAGUUCAUACACUGUCCGAUCUUGAGCAGCUUUACAGCAAAGAACUGGUCGUGGGGACCACCUGCAUGGGCAUCAGACAUCCCAUUUUCUCACGACGGAGAUUUGAUAUCUGCAUCGUGGACGAAGCGUCUCAAAUCAGUCAGCCCAUCUGUCUGGGCCCUCUGUUCUACGCCAACAGAUUCGUCCUGGUAGGAGACCACCAACAGCUGCCCCCUAUUGUGCAAAACCAGGAAGCGAGAUCGCUAGGGAUGGAUGAGAGUCUGUUUAAGCGACUAGAGUGUCACAGUGAAGCUGUGGUCCAUCUAAAUGUCCAGUAUCGCAUGAACAGGCAGAUCAUGUCUCUCAGCAACUGCCUGAUGUAUGACGGACGCUUGGAGUGCGGCUCUGACAGAACGGCUUCGGCCCUCCUCUCUCUGCCCACCCUCCCGUCUGUUCAGUCGGCACUCGAUUCCCUCUCCGGGACACAACCCCAGCAGGAUCUGGCGUGGAUCCAAGCCACGCUUUUACCUAGCAACCCUGUUUGCUUCCUGGAUUGCUCAAUGGUGCCAGCUUUGGAGUCAGUGGAGCAAGGAGGCAUAAGCAAUCGCACCGAAGCCAUUGUCAUCCAUCUUUUGCUGUCUCUCUUGUUAAAGGCAGGCUGUAAGCCCAGCGAUGUAGGCGUCAUCGCCCCCUACAGGCAACAACUGAAGACCAUCUCAUCAGUGCUUCAGUCGUCUGCUUUCAGCAGCGUGGAGGUGAACACGGUGGACAGAUACCAAGGGCGGGACAAGAGCGUCAUCGUGCUCUCGUUUGUCAGGAGCACUACAGAAGAAGAAAAUCUAGGAGAGCUGUUGAAGGACUGGCGCCGCCUGAAUGUCGCCAUCACCAGGGCCAAACAUAAACUGCUGAUGGUGGGCUCUGCCUCCACGCUCAGACGAUACGCCCCAGUGGAGAAACUACUCAAUCAUCUGGAGCAGGAGAAGAUGAUUAUUCAGCUACCUCCAUCCGGCCACAAAGCCUUACCCAUGAUGCUCCUGUGACGGAAGCAGUCCAGAUGUCGUCGCAGUACCUCACAUCCUCAAUGCUAUAUUUCUUCACAGUACCCCAAUUACAUAUUUUUGUAUUUCAUUAAUCAAUCAGACACUGAUUUAGCUGUUAUAUUUAUGAUCUCUGAAACACAGUGUUUUUUUAAGCUAACUAAAUUAACUCCAUGGUAAUGUGAUGAUUUUUAUGUUAAAAACAACCUAAUUCAGACUGAAGGAGAGGCUUAUUGGUAGUUGACAUUGUUGCGUUUUAUUCAUUGGAUCAUCUGCUAAAAGUCAUACUUGAAUACAUUUGAGGGAGCUUAUAUGCUAGGGUAGCCACAAAAUGCUUUGCUGUGAAGAUUAAUGUAAAACUCUGCCUCCUAUUGUGACAAUGUGAGUCUUGGAGAUAUAUAUAUGAAAUAACAAUUACGUAAAAUAUCCAAUCUAAUGGUGAGAAACUAAGCUGACUUUAAUUUCUUGGAUCAAAUGUGAUUCCUCAAACGUAUUUAUUAACACCUUCCAUCAACUUUUUCUUGUUUUGUCAUUUUAAGUAUUGCAUUUUUAUUUUUGUAUGUGUGACCUUUGCAGCUAAUAAAACUUGUGAUGAAUAUGUGAA